Diaporthe citri is the source of this 1890-nucleotide messenger RNA. RefSeq lists its product as uncharacterized. The coding region runs from base 1 to 1890 and encodes 629 amino acids. The record is from RefSeq and is a predicted model, not a curated record. NCBI's taxonomy places the organism in Eukaryota, Fungi, Ascomycota, Sordariomycetes, Diaporthales, Diaporthaceae. Gene Ontology annotation, molecular function: ATP-dependent protein folding chaperone; ATP binding. The transcript is spliced from 9 exons.
AUGUCGACCUCGUUCGUACAAAGUGCCUUUCAGCAACCGGCGGCGGGCUCGACUCGCACGUCCAAGGCCCCGCAAAAGGCUUUGUCCAGCUCCAAGGCCAGUCGUAGGAUCCUAGUAGCCGUCGACUUUGGGACGACCUACUCUGCUGCCGCCUGGCUGCAGAUACGAGCUGGAUCGAAGGAAGUCCCAACCAUUACUGCUAUUACGUCCUGGCCUUACAAUGCGAAUACGAUGGAGAAGGUUCCGACCGUGCUGCAGUAUAGCGACCGUGGCAGCAUGAAGUGGGGUUUUGGCUGCGAUAGAGAUCAGGAUGUGUUCCAGUGGUUUAAGCUAGAACAAGAUCCAAAAUACAAGGCCGGACAACUCGCGGAAGCGUACCCAGAUCACACCUUGAAGCCAGAGAACGAGAAGGAGGUCAAAGACCUGAUCACCAAGUAUCUGCGAUUUCUCAGACGCCAUGUUGAGAAGUCUGUCAAGGAAACGCUCGACCCAGGCGGCGGUGGGCAGAGCGUCCUGCUAAGGGACACCCGCUGGGAAUAUAUCAUCACCGUCCCUGCCAUGUGGCCUGAAUCAGCACAGAGCAUAACCGAAAAAUGCGCUAAUGAUGCUGGGAUGGCCCCUAAUCGCCCGGUGAAGAUAAUCGCGGAGCCAGAGGCUGCUGGCAUUCAUGCACUAAGAACCAUGUUCCGAGAGCUCGAGCUGAAGGAGGGCCAAACAUUCGUAAUAUGUGACGCUGGGGGCGGUACCGUCGAUCUCAUUUCAUACAGGAUCACAAAACUUGGCGCUCAACCAGAACUAGAGGAAGCAGCGCCAGGAACCGGUGGGCUUUGUGGCUCAUCAUUCCUGGACCGCGAAUUCUACAAAUGGGUGAAAACCCAUAUGUCAGGGUGCCAGCCUUGGAUGGAAGACGACGGGUAUAUGCAGGACGCGAUGACAAAGUGGGAGUCCGAGAUCAAACGGAAUUUCAAUGGUAUCGACGACGGGAGAUGCCUCGUUCCUUGCCGCAGGAUAGAUGAUGAUGAGCAUCUGAACAUCAAAAAUGGCUCUUUGAAGAUUUCGUGCGAAAGGAUGAAGGAGAUCUUCUCUCCAGUGAUCAAAGACAUUUUGAAGUUGGUGAAGGGCCAGAUUGAAGAGGUACAAAAGCAGCAAAAGCUGCAAGGACAAGAGGCCAAAAUCAACGCAGUCCUACUUGCAGGUGGUUUUGGGAGGAAUGAGUAUCUCAGAGACCGCAUCCAGGCUGCCGUUGGGCAAAACGUGACAGUGAAGAAAAUGGAGGAUUGCACAACGGCCAUAGUCAAAGGUGCCCUCGUUCGUGGGCUCCAAGACAAGCAUUCACCCACAACGGGAAUGCCGACUGUCACGGUGGCGUCUCGGAUGGCGAGGAAGCACUAUGGCACGAAGGCACUGCAGAAAUUUUCCCCGGACAUUCACGACCACAACCAAACAAGGUAUCCUGGUGGCGUUGACGGUGGAGAGAGGGUUGACGUGAUGCGUUGGUUUAAUGCUCGUGUCAAGGAUCUGCAGCCUAUGCCAUUCCAUUUCUAUUACGACCAGCUAGUGGCUGACGCAGACUGGAAUGGGAGAUUAGAUACCAUCAAGCUACCAAUCUAUGCUUGCGAGAUUGACGAUGCUCCAGGCCAUCCUGAUCCUGCGAAUGCUCCAAUUAAGAUCAAUAAAAGACUCGUAGAAGUCAAGGCAAAUCUGGAUCUGAUCCCGAAAAAGAAGCUGAAAAAGGAGAAGGGAGCAGACGAUCUAAUGUACUAUAAGAUCGACUUCCACAUUGUCAUGAUAAGCAACAUGGCAAAUGUAACCUUCAAAUUGGUCCACGACGGAACGGAGUAUGGCACGGUUGAUGCUGAGUGGGACACGACUGAACACGGGUACAGCUGA